Salvia splendens (bonfire salvia) is the source of this 1505-nucleotide messenger RNA. RefSeq names its product geranylgeranyl transferase type-1 subunit beta. The coding region runs from base 122 to 1225 and encodes 367 amino acids. The transcript has 12 exons. Lineage: Eukaryota; Viridiplantae; Streptophyta; Magnoliopsida; Lamiales; Lamiaceae. Gene Ontology annotation, biological process: protein geranylgeranylation. Gene Ontology annotation, molecular function: CAAX-protein geranylgeranyltransferase activity. The record is from RefSeq and is a predicted model, not a curated record. Gene Ontology annotation, cellular component: CAAX-protein geranylgeranyltransferase complex.
CUUGGUCUAUUUUUUAAUAAUAUCUAAAAAUAUCAAUUUUGCAAAGCAAAUCAUAUUCUUCGCUCAAAAUCAAAAUUCUACAGCCCAACUCAUUUGCCGCGGAAACCUAAAAAAUUCAACAAUGGAAGAUGAAGAACUCUGGGAUUUCGAUUCAGAAUCGCUGAGCUUCGAGAAGGAUCGGCAUAUAUACUAUCUGGAGAUGAUGUAUCGGGGGCUGCCUGCUCCCUAUCAAGGCCAAGAGAUCAACCGCCUCACUCUCGCCUACUUCGUCAUCUCCGGCCUCGACAUCUUCGCCGCUCUCGAUCGAAUUGACAAAGAAGCAGUCAUUAAUUGGGUUUUAUCACUUCAAGCUUAUCCAAAGAAUGACAGAACAUUUGAAAAUGGCCAGUUCUACGGAUUCCAUGGUUCCAGAAGCUCCCAAUUCCAAUCAGAUAAUAGCGGGGCUGCAAAACUCAAUGCCAGUCACCUAGCAAGCACGUAUUGUGCACUGGCAAUAUUAAAGACUGUUGGCUAUGAUUUAUCUCAAAUAGACUCUGAAUUAUUAUUGAAAUCAAUGAGAACUCUGCAACAGCCUAAUGGAUGUUUUAUGCCCGUUCACACUGGAGGAGAAACAGAUCUCCGCUUUGUGUUUUGUGCAGCGGCCAUUUGUUCAAUGUUGAAGAAUUGGACUGGCAUGGAUCGUGAGAAGGCUAAGGAAUUUAUUAGAAAUUGCCAGUCGUAUGACGGUGGAUUUGGACUGAUUCCAGUUGCAGAAUCUCAUGGUGGUGCCACUUAUUGUGCUGUUGCAUCUCUUAAACUGAUGGGGUUCUUGGGAGAAGAUUCACUAUCUGAAAAAGCAUCCUCUGAUGUCAUCAAUGUGCCAUUGCUUCUGGAUUGGAGUUUGCAGAAGCAGGCAUUCGAAGAUGGUGGCUUCCGAGGUAGAGCGAACAAGCCAACUGAUACGUGUUACGCUUUUUGGGUGGGAGGAACUCUAAGGAUUCUACAAGCCGAUAAAUUCAUAAACGAGGAAGCAUUGCGUGGAUUUUUGCUGACUUGUCAAUAUAAGCUUGACCCUGGAUCUCCUCUCUUGUGCCAGUAUGGUGGUUUCAGUAAAUUCCCACGGGUGUUGCCAGAUAUUUACCACUCCUAUUAUGGAUUUUGCGCAUUUAGCAUGUUGAGAGAACCCGGUCUCAACCCUUUAUGCGUUGAACUGGGUAUAUCGGCUAUUGCUGCAAUUGGACUUUGAGUGCUGCACUGGCACAAGAUCAGACCCGAGUAAAGAAGUAUACCACGAUCAGCUACACUAACAGCACCAUAACUACAAUUUUCUGCAAGAAAUUUAUCCAGGUUUCUGUGUUUCUUUUUCCAUUGUCUUGUUUAUAGCCACACAUUGCUGUAGUAAGUAACUUAAGCUUAGUCGAACAUAUUUCUUGAAUCUUGAUUGCAAAAAACACUGUUAUGAACUUCGACUCAUUUUGCAAUUUAGGGUACGAUCUUUGGAAUGUCGAAAUAUGGUCGACAUGUUA